Molecule: messenger RNA, 795 nt
Organism: Penicillium daleae
Lineage: Eukaryota; Fungi; Ascomycota; Eurotiomycetes; Eurotiales; Aspergillaceae
Product: alpha/beta fold hydrolase
Exons: 3
Coding region: 1-795 (264 amino acids)
Source: RefSeq, a predicted model, not a curated record
AUGGGCCCAAAAGAGUCAAGACAUACACCAGUCCUUAUCCUCCACGGCGGCACCGGGAACAGCAACCAGAUGUAUCACCAAGCCAAUUUGCUGGCCAAAACGCGAAGGGUAAUAUUACAAGAUACUCGAGGUCAAGGACGUAGUCCAUACGCCAAUUUUACAGCCUUCCACUACGAUGAUUUCACUCUAGAUGCUAUCGCCCUACUCGACCAUCUACAUAUCCAGCGCGUUGCCGUCCUCGGCUGGAGCGACGGCGCGAUUACGGGUCUCGACCUGGCAAUGAACUACUCCUCGCGCAUAGACCGUGUAUUUGCUCAUGGCGCAAACCCACAAGCAAAUAUGAGUAUACCUGGUACAAAUGACCCGAUCAUCAACUCCAAAUCGGGAAGUUUGGAUUCAGACUUUUCCACAAACGGCACUACAUUCUCCACGAACCCGUCUCGUUUGCGCAGACGCGAUGAUUGUAACCCCUAUACCUGCGAGAGUCUCAGCCCCCUACCUUCUGGAUGUGCUGCCAUGAUGGAGGGUGUCAACAACAUGUGGAACACCGAGCCUAAUUGGGGCCCCGAGGCAAUGGCCAAGAUCAAGUGCCCUGUCUGGAUUGUCGAUGGAGAUCAUGAUACCGCUGUCGAAAGAAAUCAAGCGGAUGCCAUGGCUGCUUGGAUUCCUUAUGCUGGUCAAUUGAUUUUACCGCAGGUCGGUCAUGCGGCUCUCCUCGAAGACCCUGUCUUCUUCAACUUUGCGGUUCAGUACUUCAUGGACAUGGAAUUCGAGGGUACCAGUCCUGUAUACUGA